Messenger RNA from Nicrophorus vespilloides, 759 nucleotides. RefSeq lists its product as uncharacterized. Gene Ontology annotation, molecular function: DNA binding. The record is from RefSeq and is a predicted model, not a curated record. Gene Ontology annotation, cellular component: transcription regulator complex; nucleus. NCBI's taxonomy places the organism in Eukaryota, Metazoa, Arthropoda, Insecta, Coleoptera, Silphidae. Gene Ontology annotation, biological process: regulation of transcription by RNA polymerase II. The transcript is spliced from 2 exons. The coding region runs from base 65 to 721 and encodes 218 amino acids.
UCUCAAAUGCAAGUCAGCACAACGGGCGAUACUCUUCGUAUCGCGGCCAUUUUCAACGUUCGACAUGUCCAGAAAGCACCAGUUCCAAUACAAUCCUUGCGAUUUGAUCGACUUGAUCAAGGAGAGGCCCAUCAUCUGGGAUAAGACCAUCGAUGAGUAUAAGGAUAAGGUGAUGAAGGAGAUGGCUUGGACAGAGGUGUACGGAAGCCUUAACAGCGAGUACGAGAAUAUGAACGAAAAAAUGAAGAAGAAAACAGCUGAAUCGAUAAACGAGAAAUGGAAGAACAUCCGUGAUGCCUUCAUCCGUUCUCUGAAGAAGAAAUCGAACAAGAAGUACCUCUACUCCGACAACUUGCAGUUUCUCCUCAAAGUCCUCGACAAAGACGAUACCAAAGGAUGGGUCAAAGUAGAGCUACCAGGAAAUGCAGAUUUCUCUCACGAAGAAUCAGGAGAAGAACAGAAACCAGCAGCAGCAACGCCUCGUCCACGCUCUCCGAAAUACAGGAAGAGAAAGGCCACAUUCGAAGUGGACGAACCGACAUCGACUACAGUAGUUCAAACACCUCAAGCUUUUCCACCUGUAGAGAACGCAGAGGAUAAAGCCUUCUUCAUGUCUUUGAUUUCAUCGGUGCAGAGAUUCAAAGAAGAUGAAACUCUUGAAUUUCGUAUGGGUGUUUUGUCUUUGAUACAGCAAAUCAAGCAAAAACGACAAUCUUAUUAAUUGGUACUACUCUAAUUUUGUAUUACAUCAUUUAUAUU